AUGUCGUUAGAAAAGGAGAUUUUGAGGUCUGUUUUGCUUUACGAGUACAAAUUAGGCAACAAAGCUACAGAGGCCGUUAAAAGAAUAUGUUCGGUGUGUGAAGAGACAUCAAUGAGUGAACGGACUGCUCAAAAGUGGUUCAGCCGAUUUGUUUUUCCUCCUGGAGACGAGAGCCUGGAAGACAAGCCUCAUGUUGGUUGUCCAUUCUCCCUCGACAAAGUCGAGGUGAAGGAGGAAAUCAAGCAGAAUCCUCAUCAAAUCUGCCAGGAGCUUGCACAUAGAUGUGAAGUGUCUGAUGAAACUAUUCGAUCACAACUUCAUAGCCUUGGGAUGGCCUGGAAGCAAGUGCGUUGUUCAUGUCCUGCCCGAGAGGAAUAA
Molecule: messenger RNA, 378 nt
Organism: Stegodyphus dumicola
Lineage: Eukaryota; Metazoa; Arthropoda; Arachnida; Araneae; Eresidae
Product: histone-lysine N-methyltransferase SETMAR-like
Source: RefSeq, a predicted model, not a curated record